CCCACCCCCCCCCCCCUAAACGCCAAUCCGUACAUGCCACCUGCCUUACUUCGCCCUACCUCACCUUCCUUGCCUUUUCAAUCCAUUCUCUACGUACCUUCACUUUUCUUCUUCUCCUGCCGUCUUACGUGCCUUACAAAGUGCCUUCGUGCCUUCCUACCUUACCUCACCUGCGCCCGAGUUCCAAUCCGUGGCCUUUUAUCCUUCCCUUCCUUUCUCAUUCGUUCCUCCGCUCCUUGUCCCCCGUGGCUCUGGCUCUGGCUUCGGCUCUGGCCUUACCUUUAGCUUUUCCUUCCCAAAACGACAACGACGGAAACCAAGAAAUGACAUCGAAUUAGCAUACACAUCAUCCUUGCUGCUUUUCGACUUCUUUGGACCCCGGGGUCCUCCAUCCUUCGACUCGACUGUCUAGCGCUACCUGCAGUGUAGCACGCGACAGCAAUACAACUUCUCCUCCACCGCGCGACGAGAGCCUCGCUCCGGCGAGCCCGCAACCAUGAUGCCCCGCCGACGGAGCCGUUAUGUGAUUCUUGUCGCUGUUGUUAUGGUCUUUAUGCUGUAUCAGGUUUUCAAAAACCCUGAAUGGGAUUCCACAGGUCAAUCCAGCAGCAUCAAGCCCAGCGAACCCGAAAGGGGCCAAAACGUCCAUAAGGAUUCCUCGAAGCCACCCCCGGCCAACGAUCCCGCUUCCAACAAGCACCUCAACAACCAGCCGCCCCCCGAUAACGAACAUCCUCACGACCAAGAGGAAGACGAGCCUGAGCAGAACCCUCAGAAGCAGACGGCCAAGCCCACUGUCAAGAUUCCUCAGCUCAAAACGGAGAAGGCCAAGGCGCCCACCAACACUCUUUCUGGCCCUACCCUUUCCAUCCACGCCUACAAUGACGAGGUAGAGGCUACCAAGUCGCCCGAGGUCACCAAGGCGCCCACAAAGCCCCUAGAGUUGGAAGAAGACCUCCAUGCCAAGAAGCCUCCCGGCCGACCCAACUUUGAUAUCGCCGAGAGCCUGUCGACCUCGACAUCACAGAUCCACUGGCACAAGGUCUCCGAGCACUUCCCCGUUCCAACGGACGAGAUUAUCCCCCUCCCCACCGGCAAGCCCAAAGACAUUCCCAAGAUCCAAUAUGACUUCAAGCCAGAGUCCGAGGCUGCCAAGGACAAGCGCGAAAAGCGCCUAGCCCUGAUCAAGGCUGAAAUGCUACGAUCCUGGGGCGGAUACCGCAAGUACGCUUGGAUGCACGACGAACUUUCGCCUGUCAGCGGUCGAAACCGCGACCCCUUUUGUGGCUGGGCCGCUACUCUCGUGGACGGUCUGGAUACGCUCUGGAUCAUGGGCAUGAAGGAAGAGUUUGCCGAGGCUGUCAAGGCCGUCAAGGAGAUCGACUUCACCUACAGCCCGACGCGCCGUGACAUCCCGGUCUUCGAGACCACCAUCAGAUACUUGGGUGGCCUCCUCGCUGCUUACGACGUGAGCGGUGGCAAAGAGGGCGGCUACACUGUACUGCUGGACAAGGCUGUUGAACUCGCCGAAAUCCUGAUGGGCAUUUUUGACACCCCCAAUCGCAUGCCCAUCUUGUACUACAACUGGAUGCCCGAGUAUGCUUCCCAACCACACCGAGCUACGACCGUUGGCGUGGCCGAACUGGGCUCGCUAAGCAUGGAGUUCACACGCCUUGCCCAAUUGACCGGUAAAGACAAGUACUACGAUGCUAUCGCUAGAAUUACCGACGCUUUCGAGGACCUCCAGAACCGUGGCACCACCAUUGAUGGCAUCUUCCCUGAACAGCUGGACGCCUCUGGCUGCAACAGGACCGCAGAAGCCAUUAUUUACCAAGAGGCACAGGCUGCGGCUGCUAGUGCGAGUGCGGCCGCUGCCCGGUUGAGCGAGCCCCAGGGCCACGAGCCUGCGGCUGCUGAGGCCAAGCGUGACGAGACUGAUCCGAUUCUGCCGCAGGAAACUGCUGUGGCCAAGGGCAACGGUAGUGAGCCGGAAAGCAAUCCGCUCGCGAGGCGAGCUGUUGGUGUCGACAAGAAUGGCGAGUCUGUGGUUGAGAAUGCAAACAUCGAUAACAAGCAGGCUUUCCCAGCGCCCAAGGUCAACGAGCAGCCCUUGUACCCCGGGAAUAGUGGUCGGAGGCCAUCUACUCCUACAACACCCGAUAAGUCUUCAUGGGAGUGCAUCAAGCAAGGUCUUGCCCCUGGCGGUUGGGGAUACCAGCAGUACAGCAUGGGUGGUAGCCAAGAUUCCACCUACGAGUAUCUCCCCAAGGAAUAUCUCGUCCUUGGCGGUCUGGAGCAAAAGUACAAGACGAUGCACAUCAAAACGGUCGAGGCUGUGAAGAAGUGGCUUCUGUACAGGCCUAUGGUUCCCAAAGAAAGGGAUAUUCUCUUCUCGGCCAAGGUUUCGACCUCUGGCGACCCCGAAAAUGACCUGCGAACUGAGUAUGAAGUUACUCACCUCACCUGCUUCAUUGGUGGCAUGUUUGGUCUGGGAGGAAAGAUUUUUGACAGACCCGAUGAUAUUGAGAUCGCCAAGAAGCUCACUGACGGAUGCGUCUGGGCGUACGAGACUAUGCCCUCCGGCAUCAUGCCUGAAGGAGCCUCUGUCGUGCCCUGCGCGUCUACCAAGAGCUGCCCGUGGAACGAGACUCUUUGGUGGGAGCACCUCGACCCGUCCGCUGACUGGCGUGAGGCACAAGUCAAGGCGUGGGAGGACAGGCAACGUGAGAAGAAGCAGCAAAAGCAGCAGGACGCCCUCCGCAAGCAAACAACUGAACGAGGCAAUAAGGCUGUGGAGAAGUCAACCGAAGAGACAAUCCAGUCCGAGUCACCCGUCGAAAAGAAGGACCCUCUCGACGAUAUUCACGUUCCCAAGGAUGAGCCAAAGAAACUAGGAUUGGCUGAGAAAACCGAGUACCCAGCGCCUGAGCCUGGUCUGAACAAGUCCCCUUCAAACGUUGAUGAGCACCUCCUGAAGAAGAGAGACCCUGCUCCGCCAGUAUCUCAAGACCCUCGUAAGGGUACUGCUCAGGAGGCCGCCAGCAACACUCUGAAGGACAAGCUCGACCUGAACAACCCUGGAAGUGCCACUGACGAUAUCACCGGCAGUGUGCCCAACGAUGCACCCGUUAGCGGUGGCAUCGUGGGCAAGAUCGCGUUCGAAGAGGAGGGAGAGGUUCCCGACCCGAAGCCGCUCUCACACGAGGAGUGGAUCAAGGACAAGUUGGAGCUUGAGAAGAUCCCGCCUGGCUUCGUCAACAUCAACGCCAGGCGUUACAUUCUUCGUCCGGAGGCUAUCGAGUCCGUGUGGUACAUGUACCGCAUCACUGGAGAUCCUGUAUGGCAAGAGAAGGGAUGGAAAAUGUGGGAGGCCAUCAUCAAGGCGACUCGUACCGAGCAUGGCAACAGCGCCAUUGACGAUGUCCUAUCUGAAGAUCCUCAGCCUGUGGACGAGAUGGAGAGCUUUUGGAUCGCCGAGACGCUCAAGUACUUCUACCUCUUGUUCUCAACCCCCGAUGUCGUCAGUUUGGACGACUGGGUGCUCAACACCGAGGCGCAUCCGUUCAAGCGUCCUGUUUGAGGCGGGAUGAAGGUGUGAGUGUGACUGUGUGUGUACGAGGGAAAGGUGCAGAGAGCAUGACUUUUUGGCAUAAGAUAUCACGGGUGGUGGCUACCAUGGCGUUGCGGCGUGCUUGUGUUGAUUUGCAUGGCUUUAUUUGCUGGGGCUGAGAAUUGUUCGUUGUAUAAAGUUAAAAAGGGCUGCUAUCCAAGUGCUAGUCCGUAGCACAAUGAUGAGCGAUGAAACUGGCCAAGCCUGCCUUACUCUAUCUACCUGAAUCUAUCUUACCUCUAGUGAAUACAUUCGUUGAUGCUAUUUGAUGAGAUUAUCUUCCUAGUAUACAACCCCCCCCCCUGCUUGAUUAAUAUCAUGAUUACUCUC
Molecule: messenger RNA, 3940 nt
Organism: Colletotrichum acutatum
Lineage: Eukaryota; Fungi; Ascomycota; Sordariomycetes; Glomerellales; Glomerellaceae
Product: family 47 glycosyl hydrolase
Exons: 3
Coding region: 497-3580 (1027 amino acids)
Biological process (GO): carbohydrate metabolic process; mannose trimming involved in glycoprotein ERAD pathway
Cellular component (GO): endoplasmic reticulum; membrane
Molecular function (GO): mannosyl-oligosaccharide 1,2-alpha-mannosidase activity; calcium ion binding
Source: RefSeq, a predicted model, not a curated record